AUGAUGAAAGAACCGAAUCAGCUCACUCAGCAUCUCGAGACUUUUGUUGACAUCACUCGUUCUCCUGCUCAGCAGGCUGAUAGUCUAAAAGCGAUUGCUGCUUCCUUGGAGAAGGAUUGUUUGUCUAUGAACGAAUUGGUCAUAGAGAUGGAAAUGUAUCUGACGACUACUGAUGAUGUUGUUCGAGCACGAGGGGUUCUCCUUCUCGCGGAGAUCCUCAACGAUCUAAAAGCAAAGCCACUGGACAAUGCAGUUGUCCAUAGUCUCAUUGGAUUCUUUUCCCAAAAGCUGGAAGACUGGAGAACGAUACGUGGGGCACUUGUUGGUUGCUUGGCUCUGAUGAGGAGGAAAGGCGUAGCCGGUGUGGUCACUGCUGCCGAUGCAGAAGCUGUGGCAAAGUCGAUGAUGGCGAAUGUACAAGUGCAGACUUUAGCACUGCAUGACCGCAAGCUUUCUUUUCAACUUCUUGAGUGCCUUUUUCAACAAUAUUCAGAAGCUAUUGUGACCAUGGGUGAUACACUUGUUUAUGCUGCAUGCGAAGCCAUCGAAGGAGAAAAAGACCCUCAAUGCUUAAAGGUGGCUUUUCAUAUAAUUGAGCUUUUGGCUCAACUGUUUCCCAAUCCAUCUGGUCCAGUUGCUUCUGAAGCAUCUGAUCUUUUUGAUAUUAUUGGUUGCUACUUCCCACUUCAUUUUACGCAUACCAAAGGUGAUAAAGCUGGUGUUACAAGAGAGGACCUCUCAAGGGGACUAAUGCUGGCAUUCACUUCGACGCCGUUUUUUGAACCCUAUGCUAUUCCGUUGCUUCUUGAAAAGCUUUCUUCUUCUCUACCAGUCGCAAAGGUUGAUUCUUUGAGAUGUCUGCAAGAUUGCACAGUGAAAUAUGGAGUUGACAGAAUGAAGAAGCACUAUGGAGGUCUUUGGUCCGCUUUGAAAGAUUCAUUUUAUUCUUCCACUGGAACAAAUUUGUCCUUUGCUCUUGAAUCCCUCACUAGUCCAGGGUUUGAAAUGAAUGAGAUCCACAGAGAAGCUGUUAAUCUUCUUCAGAGGCUUGUUGAGCAAGAUAUCUCGUUUUUAGGCUUUGUUGUUGAUGAUAUAAGUAUAAAUACGGUCUUUGAUACCAUCUCCAGAUACUCUCAGUAUAAAGAAAUGCCUGACACGAGCAAACUGGAGGUUCUUGUUAUCAGUCAGAUACUGUCUGUGUCUGCCAAAGCUUCGGUUCAGUCAUGCAAUAUAAUCUUUGAAACCUUUUUCUUCCGGCUUAUGAAUACUCUAGGGAUUGUAGAGAAAGCUUCAACUGGCGACCUUGUUCAUAACGAAAAUUCUACAGCCUCUACCAGACUCUAUCAUGGCGGUCUUCAUCUUUGCAUCGAACUUCUUACAGCAUCGAAAGAUCUUACUAUCUUGGAUUCCGAUUCUUUAACACCUGGAUGCGCACAGGAAUCAUGGUGCUCUAUGGUGGAAAAGUUCUCAGUUUCAUUGAUCCAGUUGUUCACUUAUGCAGUACACAGCUCUAGUGACGAUUGUGGCGCAGAUGUAUAUUUUGGAGUUAAGGGUUUGCUGAAUAUGGGUAUGUUCUGGGGCGGCUCUUCUCCUGUAUCGAGAUCCGAAUUCGAGAAGAUUUUGAUGACUUUAAGAUCAAUCAUCACAGCCAAGAGUGGCAAGACAGCAGUGUGGGAACUGGCAUUAAAAGCGCUGGUCUGUAUUGGCUCAUUUAUUGAUCAGUAUCAUGAGAGUGACAAGGCUAUGAGCUACAUGAAUAUAGUUGUCGAACAUUUCGUCUCAUUGGCCUGCUCUAGUCAUUGUGGUCUUCCAUAUCCGAUGAUAUUAGAAGCAACUUCAGAAGUUUGCUCCACUGGGCCAAAGUAUAUGGAGAAAAUGGUUCAAGGAUUUGAAGAAGCUUUCUGUUCCAGUUUGUCUGAUUUCUGUGUCAAUGGAAACUUCAACUCGAUUGAAAAUUGUUCUCAGCUCCUGGAGUGUGUCACCAAUAAAUUGCUUCCACGUGUGGCUCAGAUAGAUGGCCUCGAGAAAAUCGUGGUGCGUUUCGCAAUCAGUAUGUGGAAUCAAAUUGAAUCCUCUGGAGUUUUCAGUUUUGGUUUUAAUGGCAAGGAGUUUGUUGAGGCAGCAAUGAAAACAAUGGGGCAAAUUGUAGGAAUUGCUUUGGUAGAUUCACAGAACAGUAUAAUCCAAAAAGCUUAUAAUGUGAUCUCAUCAAGCACGCUUCCAACUAUGGAGUCUAUUCCUUUGACACUUGUUGAAUUAGAGGGUCUACAACGUGACCUGUCCACCAGGGAUGAAUUGAUACUUUCACUAUUUGCGUCAGUUAUCAUAGCUGCAUCUCCCGCGGCGUCCAUUCCAGAUGUGAAAUCACUAAUACAUCUGUUUUUGGUAUCCUCCCUUAAGGGUUAUAUCCCAGCAGCUCAAGCUUUGGGUUCAAUGGUUAACAAAUUGGGCUUGGGUACUAAUGGAACAAAUAUCUCAACCGGUUGUUCCUUGGAAGAAGCUUGUGAUAUAAUAUUUCACAAAGCUGUUGCAUCUGGAAUAGAGGUUUCUUCUGAUGAAUCUGGUAAAACCAUCUGUGGAAGUGAGACAAUCUUGUCAAAGAUAUGUUUAGGCUUCGGUGGUUCCCUGGACCUUCAAACCCGUGCUAUCACAGUACUAGCAUGGAUUGGGAAAGGGUUACUCAUGCGGGGUGAUAGAAGAUUUAAUGAAAUUGUUCAGGUUCUAGUGGAAUGCUUAAAAUCUACCAACUCUUCCGGGCAUGUUUUACAUUCUUCUGCCAUGAAACAUGCCGCAGAUGCGUUCUUCAUUCUCAUGUCUGAUUCGGAAGUGUGUCUGAAUAGAAAAUAUCAUGCAGUUAUACGGCCACUCUACAAGCAGCGGUUUUUCUCUUUGACAGUUCCCAUUUUGGAGUCUUUGAUUAUGAAGUCCCAGUCUCCACUCUCGAGAACAAUGUUGCAUGUCGCUCUCGCGCAUGUUAUAUCCAAUGUUCCAGUAACGGUCAUAUUGGAUAAUACCAGAAAGCUACACCCGAUGAUACUGGAAGGCUUGACUAUCUUAAGCUUGGACGCUGCGGAUAAAGAAACACUUUUCAGUCUAUUUCUUGUUUUUUCUGGAACGCUUACUGAUAUUAAAGGACAAGAAUCUGCGAGUGACAAUGCACAUAGAAUCAUCGAAUGUCUGGUCAAGCUUACAUCAUAUCCGCAUCUAACGGUUGUUAGGGAGACAUCGAUUCAAUGUCUUGCUGCUCUGUUGGAACUGCCGCAUGGAAGGAUUUAUCCUUUCAGAAGAGAGGUUGUACAAGCAAUCACAAAGGCACUGGAUGAUCCAAAACGGAGUGUUCGGGAAGAAGCGGUUAGAUGCAGGCAGGCUUGGGCGUCAAUCACAUCUGCAAAGUAA
This is a messenger RNA of Microthlaspi erraticum, 3396 nucleotides long. The record is from the annotation of a GenBank genome assembly. NCBI's taxonomy places the organism in Eukaryota, Viridiplantae, Streptophyta, Magnoliopsida, Brassicales, Brassicaceae.